Molecule: messenger RNA, 2979 nt
Organism: Dalotia coriaria
Lineage: Eukaryota; Metazoa; Arthropoda; Insecta; Coleoptera; Staphylinidae
Gene: Orc2
Product: origin recognition complex subunit 2
Exons: 4
Coding region: 1338-2951 (537 amino acids)
Biological process (GO): DNA replication
Cellular component (GO): nuclear origin of replication recognition complex; nucleus
Molecular function (GO): DNA replication origin binding
Source: RefSeq, a predicted model, not a curated record
UUAAUUCUUCGUAAUGAAUACCUUCGACUGGAACAUGACGCGGUGACAUUUUCCACCCUGCCGCGCAAACCAAAUUUCCACUCGCAGGUAUUCAUUUGAGUUGCACUUUGUUGUUUCCUUUAAUUCGCUCUUAACAAACGAUUUCUAAGUGGCACCGACUUGCACACAAAAGCGUAUGGAUUCUAAAAUGAUCGAUAAAUCCGUGAGAUACAGAAAUCGCGAACCCCGAUUUUGUUUUUUGUUGUUUACCUGUUCUCACAAAUGAACUUCCUCAGGCUGAUUACAACUGAGGUGUACGUGUUUGGAAGUUGAUGUGACAAGAGCGCAAAACCCAUAAAGGCAUUAUAAUAUUACCAUGCGUCAAAUUUACGACUUGUGAGAAAUUUAAAGAAUUUACUACAAAACCUUUGAUAAAUAAUUGAAAAUAUCUUCAAACUAAAAGCGACAUCUCCGAUGUGACAGAUGAUGAAUGUAAUACUAUUAAGUUUUUCAUUUUUAUGUUGUUUUGUAUGCUAGACAUGAAAUUGUACAAUUAAUCGAAUCGUAGCAGCCAGUGUAAUCGUUUUUGUCGUCGAAAUUAUGACCAGAAGAAGAAAGAAAGGCAAAUCAUGAGAGUAGUAUAUGAUCUAAUGUUGAUACUUUUUGCGCUUCAAUGUUUUGUAAAAGUGCAUCAAGUCGAUUUUAAUUUUUAAUUUUAACAUAAUAUCUAUCGUUAUAUUCUAACCGUAUAAGUGAUUUUGGCAGACGAAGUUAAUCGCGAAAAUCGCCCAAUAUUUGCAUUCUAACUUUCUCGGUUGUCCGCCGUGCGCCGUUUUGUUCUGCAUGCAAUUGAUGCAAAGGAAAAAUUCUAGAGCAAUCUAUGAUUAAUUUGAUGCCGAAUACAAAGAAUGUUUACAAGAGCACGUUUUUAUUCUUACAGUAGCUUGUCUAUUCAUUAUCAAACAAGUUGAUUCAUUGUAUCAUUCUUUAUAUUUUUGUUAGUUAAGUGUAAGUGCUUGGAUUUGACACAUUUAAAACAAUUGAAAAUAAAAGAGUAUUUUGAAGAUAAAAAUUACAAAAGAAUAAACAAAUGAGAAAUGUUUUAAAUGAAAGUAAAUAGAGCGUUAGUUUAAAGAUAACGGAAUUAUAUUUUUCAAAUUCCUUCCUUUCCCUGUGGGAGCAGGAAGAAAACUAUGCUUCAUGUGUAUGUUCAUAGUACAUAUCAAACACAUUAACCGUGUAUAACGGGGUAGGUACUUCAUCCAUUCGCAUUGCUAGCGACUUCAAGUUGUGACAUUUGAAGGAUUGAGUAAAAACCCGCGAAAAUUAACUUUUGAGGUUUCAUCAACUAAUUUAAAAUGAGUGAGUGUUCUCCAGAAGUUUUCCAGCCACGGAGGAGUUUGAGACCGAGGAAAAGCACGGCAAAAGCUUUGGAUUUUGAUGCAUUUAGUUCAUACAGAUCACCCAAAAAAUCCUGCAGACCAGCCUAUUCGGAAACAUCUGAAGAUUCUGAUGAUGAUUCAUGUGAUAAUAUUCAACAGACUGAUACAGUUUCCACAAAUUCUGCAAUUGCUGGCAAAGAUAUCUACAGUUUCAACAAAGUGAAGAAACAUGAGCGCUUAUUGUCAACGCCACAAAAAGGAAGUAGAGACAAACCACUUUUACCAAAAACUCCUUACCAAUUUCGUCAAAAAUUGGGAAAAGGAAUUAAAUCUUCAAUGAGAAAUCUAUCCAGUGAUGAGGAACCGUUUGCUGAAAGCGCUAGUGACUAUUCUCCUUCAAAUUCAUCCUCUUCAGACCCAGAUGAAGAAGAAGAUGAAGUUAAUAUUACUCAAAGUGAUUCUGAUGAAAGUGAGCAUGAACAACCGAAAUCUCAAGCAAGAUAUGAAACCAGGAAAUCCAUCAAUACAAAAAUCAAAUCAACAGCAAACACAAAAUCCGCACAUAAUUACAUCAUUAAAACAGAGGAAUACUUUUCACAUUCCAAUAACAAAGUAGUAACAUCAAAUCAUACAUUAGACAAGUUGAAAACACCAAGACUCAAUCAAGAUCAGCUGCAAAAGCUGCUUUCUCACAUGAAACUCUCAAAAGUUCACCAGAAAGCUGUUGUUAAAACAACUGAAAACAGCAAAGAGAACUUUAGCAAAUGGUUAUGCUUAUUGCAUGAAAAUUUUAACAUAUUACUCUAUGGACUAGGCUCCAAAAAGAAAUUGCUUAACGAUUUCCACACUGAAGUUCUAUGCGAUCAUCCAGUUAUUGUUAUAAACGGUUUUUUCCCAAGUUUAACAUUGAAAGACAUUUUGGAUGCUAUUGCUAUUGAUCUUAUGGGUUUAAACGAAAAUUCUGCGAACGUGUACGACACCGUUGAUGCCAUCUCUCGGGAAAUUCAGUACAUGGACACACAUAUUUAUAUCAUCGUACAUAAUAUCGAGGGAGACAUGUUGAGGAACCACAAGAGUCAAAAUGUGCUUAGCAGACUUAGUGCUAUUCCCAAAGUACAUUUGAUUGCUUCGAUUGAUCACAUCAAUGCUCCUUUAAUUUGGGAUCAUAAUAAAUUAAGUCAGUUUAACUUCGCAUGGUUUGAUGUGACUUCCUUCUUGCCGUACAUGGAUGAAACAUCUUUUGAAAGUUCCAUGAUGGUUCAACGCACUGGAAACUUAGCUUUAUCUUCAUUGCGUAACGUGUUUUUAUCAUUAACAUCAAAUUCAAAGGGCAUCUACAUGAUUAUUAUAAAAUAUCAGUUGGAACACAACACCAAUCAGUAUUAUCAAGGUUUAUUGUUCAAAGAUUUGUAUGCAGCUUGUCGUGAAGCUUUUCUGGUCAGCUCAGAUUUGGCGUUGCGCGCGCAGUUAACUGAAUUUGUUGAUCACAAAAUGGUCAGGUUGAAGCGGUCGGCGGAUGGAGCUGAGUACUUAGUUAUUUCGAUCGCAAACAAUUUGUUGCAACAGUUUUUGAGUGAACAGGGCCAGUAAAUUUUGUUUUAAAAUAAAAACUAAUUUU